Molecule: messenger RNA, 1412 nt
Organism: Pecten maximus
Lineage: Eukaryota; Metazoa; Mollusca; Bivalvia; Pectinida; Pectinidae
Product: alpha-(1,3)-fucosyltransferase C-like
Exons: 2
Coding region: 48-1184 (378 amino acids)
Cellular component (GO): membrane
Molecular function (GO): alpha-(1->3)-fucosyltransferase activity
Source: RefSeq, a predicted model, not a curated record
UGCUGACGUCAUCAAUGUGCUGUCCAUGCCCGACGCUGUAGUUCACCAUGCUGUACCACCGUUCGCUGUGUUGGUCGACAAACAAACGGGGACUGAUUUUAAUGAUGACCUUGAUAUACAUUGGCAUUAUGUGGUUGUCUUCAUGGGUAUAUGAAGACGAAUCACGGGUAGAUGAAGACGAAUCAUGGGUAGAUGAAGACGAAUCAUGUUUACAUAUGAAAGUAAAUAACAGUGAUCUCGGGAUACGUAUUCAUUUCUACAAUCCUACACCAUGGCAGGGGCCGGAUACCUUCAACAUGUGUCCACACAAAUGUUCAAUAUCAUUUGGCCGUCAGUGUCAACAUUACUCAUCAAGUCAAUUUGUUGUAUUUGAUGGAAGCUCAUCACUUCCUAAUAAACCCCCUCGAAAACCAGCAGGUCAAAUUUGGAUAUAUCAUGGCAUGGAACCGCCAUUUCUUCAGCCCAGACUACAGAGGUGGAGACGUAAGAUUAACUGGACAAUUUCCUAUAGAAGAGAUGCAGAUUUUACUAAUUUGUAUGGUACAAUGUUGUUUAAAGAUGUGAAAGGAACAGAAAGAGUCAGACUUAAGAGUAAAUGGAAAGAUAAAAUGCAUGGUAAUGCUUGGUUUGUGUCUCAUCCAAGCGUACCGAGCAAACGAGACCAAUACGCAAAGAAGUUGGAUACGAUCCUCAAUGUGGACAUUUACUCGAGAACGGGGCCAAAUAUAUGCCCUACGAAUGAAACAAAAGAUUGUGAGAAGUUAAUAAGUGACAAAUAUAAAUUUUAUCUCUCGUUCGAGAACUCUUUAUGUCGCGAUUACGUCACAGAAAAAUGUUUUAGGAUAUAUGCGGCCCAAGCUGACGUCAUUCCUGUCGUUCGAGGUGUGACGGAUUAUUCUGUGUUUGUCCCCCCAAAUUCCUACAUAGACACAAUCAAAUUCGACAACAUUUCAAGCCUAGCAGCUUUCCAGAUGGAGCUCGCUAAUAAUCAAACUGCAUUUGAAAAUUAUUUUCAAUGGAGACAAUAUUACUAUAACGAACCAACAGGUAACCGCGCCUUCUGUCAGCUGUGUGCUGAAGCCCAUAAAGUUCAAAUCAAACACAGACUGUACGAUAAUCUGGACUCCUGGGUACAUGGGGACAAGAAUAAUCCCAUGUGUCGUGAGGUCUCCGACAUCAAAUAAAGAAUAUCUGAAGGGCAUUUGUUUUUGAUAUCCUGAUAUGUAUAGAAGUAAUAUUUAGAUUAAACGUGAAUAUUUUCAGUUACAAGAACAUGAAAUGAUACAUGUACGUACGAUAUAUAUGUAUCAUUAUUCGACAUGGUAUCCAGUGCAUUCGACCAUGAAAUAUUUUUGUCACGAAUGUUGUCAUAGUAAAUCCAGGCUGCGAAAACUUAAUUUAGAAGAGGAUCA